CGCGGGGCCCCGGCGCGCCCCGCUCCCGCCGCCCCCCGCCCGCAGGUGCAGGGGGCUGGCAUUCGGCAGCUGGAAAAAGCUGGUUGGAGUUUGCACUUUAAGCUCACGGCUGGGAGGGAGCCGGGGCUGGGAGCUGGUCCGGGCGCCCAGCGCCGCGGGAGGAUGGCGCGGUGGCUGCGGCCCCUGGUGGGAGCCCUGCUCCUGCUCGAGGGGGCGGCCGCCCUCAGCUUCCUCCACCAUCGCUACGAGGAGCUGGUGCAGGCCCUGUUCCGCGUGCAGAGCCAGUGCCCCUACGUCACCCGCAUCUACAGCAUCGGCCGCAGUGUCGAGGGCCGACACCUCUACGUGCUGGAGUUCAGCGACUCCCCGGGCGUGCACGAGCCCCUGGAGCCAGAGUUCAAGUAUGUUGGAAACAUGCAUGGGAAUGAGGUGCUGGGCCGUGAGCUGCUGCUGCAGCUCUCUGAGUUCCUGUGCGAGGAGUACCGCCGGGGAAACGAGCGGAUCACCCGCCUCAUCCAUGACACGCGCAUCCACAUCAUGCCCUCCAUGAACCCCGACGGGUACGAAGUGGCUGCCAAGCAGGGCCCAGACAGCAACGGGUACUUGACAGGGAGGAACAAUGCCAAUGGAGUGGACUUGAACCGCAACUUCCCUGACCUCAACACACUCAUGUACUACAGCAGGGAAAUCAGCGGGCCAAAUCACCACAUCCCACUGCCUGACAACUGGAAAAGCCAGGUGGAGCCAGAGACAUUGGCUGUGAUCCAGUGGAUCAGCAGCUACAACUUUGUGCUCUCAGCCAAUCUGCACGGUGGAGCAGUGGUAGCAAAUUACCCCUAUGACAAGUCUCAAGAUCAGCGGUUCAGGAGCCACCGGCGCACGGUCAACACACCUACCCCUGAUGACAAGUUGUUUCAGAAGCUGGCCAAGACCUACUCGUACGCCCACAGCUGGAUGCACCGUGGCUGGAACUGCGGGGACUACUUUGCCGAUGGCAUCACGAAUGGGGCAUCCUGGUACUCGCUCAGCAAAGGCAUGCAGGACUUCAAUUACCUCUACACCAACUGCUUUGAAAUCACCCUGGAGCUGAGCUGCAACAAGUUUCCCCCCGAGGAGGACCUGGAGCGGCAGUGGAUGGCCAACCGAGAGGCCCUUGUUGCUUUCAUUGAAGAGGUUCACCAGGGCAUCAAAGGGUUGGUGUCAGACGAGAACAACAACGGCAUUGCAGGAGCAGUGAUUUCCGUCCAGGGAAUCAGCCAUGACAUCACCUCUGGUGAUAUGGGGGAUUAUUUCCGGCUGCUGCUGCCUGGCACUUACACUGUCACAGCCUCUGCAGAGGGGUACCAUCCCCAGACGGUGACAACAACAGUGGGCCCAGCUGCACCUUCAUUGGUGCAUUUCCAGCUCAAACAAGAAGUGGUGAGGAAGCCCCCGGAGCGUAAAGCCUCAGGCACACGCGUGAACAACAAAGCCCUUCAGAAGAAAGUUGUGCCAAGAGCCACCCGCCGGGGGACCCAAAGAUGAGGACAGCUCACUUGGCAGAGAGCUGGGGGAAGCCGUUUACAUGAGGUCUGGCUGAUGACUCCAACAGUGAACUUUCCAACAGUCCAGCAUGAAACUAGCCCACAUUAUUAGGUUAUUAAA
Corapipo altera (White-ruffed manakin) is the source of this 1644-nucleotide messenger RNA. RefSeq names its product carboxypeptidase N subunit 1 (gene CPN1). Bases 163 to 1524 code for a protein of 453 amino acids. Lineage: Eukaryota; Metazoa; Chordata; Aves; Passeriformes; Pipridae. Gene Ontology annotation, biological process: proteolysis. The record is from RefSeq and is a predicted model, not a curated record. Gene Ontology annotation, molecular function: zinc ion binding; metallocarboxypeptidase activity. The transcript has 9 exons.